AUGACGGAUAAGAAGUACCUCCCAAAAAUCAGAGAUUAUCUUGGACACACAAAUAAAUCAGACGGAACUGAAAAGAUUGAAAACCCAUUCGACCGUUUUAGUAAUUCUGAUGAUAAGCAAAGAAAGCCGAGACCUUGGAAGUAUGAUGAAGAGUCGGGAUUAGCUCCUACUCGAGUCAAAAAGCUAAACAGACAGACUUUUGAUGGACCGGAAUUUAGUUCUCCAAUCGCAUAUUCUAUUAUUCCUAAGAGUACAUCAAUUCAUAGUCAGCAUCAGGGGAAUUUAACUAAAUUUGAGAACAAAUGAACAAAGAGUUUGUCUAUGCAAUAUCUGCAGUCAGAAACUGCAGAGAAGAUCAUCAGCAAUACACUUCCAGGGUACCUCAUCUGCUUACUGAAGAAAUGAGGUUCAAUGACUGAGAAAUCAAUCAAAUUUUGAAUGACUGCAUCUGGAGACUUUAUUAAGCUCAAGAAAGUUAAUGGGAUUCCUUACACAAGCGAUCCUGAGAGAGCUAUCAGAGGAGCACUCUACUCUCGAGGUCUUUUCAUCAAAGAUGAGCAGGGCAAUUGGUCAAUCAUCAAAGAUCGAUGAACUCAAUAUUUUGACGAAGAAGUUGAAAAAAAUUGUAAAAAGAUAUGCAACUAAGAUAUUUUCAGAAAAUCGUUACUAAAAAUGAUACCAAAUCGGCCAGUUUUAUUACAGAGGAUGGUAUACCAGUCAUGCCGAACAAAGCAAUUAUUCCUAUCAGUAAAAGCGUUGACCAUGAGAUGUUUAAAGCUGACCCGUUUAGUCAUAAGGUACUCCCUUUCCAAGGAGAUGUAGCAAGUAUUUAUAGUAUGCUUGACAAUUAUCUUAGAGAUAAGGAUAUGCAAAGAAUAACAAAGGAUGCUGAUGAAAUAUUCAAACCCUCAUUGAUGUCCUCCCUCGGUACUUGAGAUUACUUAGUUCAAAGAUACACUGAAGAUGAUGCAUUUGCUGGAUGAAUGCUAAUAUACAGUGUCUUUAGAGAAAUUUGUAAGUCAUUAUUAUUUUAUCAUUUUAGGUCUCAAUUACUUAGAAAA
Messenger RNA from Moneuplotes crassus, 1061 nucleotides. The record is from the annotation of a GenBank genome assembly. Lineage: Eukaryota; Ciliophora; Spirotrichea; Euplotida; Euplotidae.